AUUCGGUAUUUCGCGAAAACCCUGGUGGUUUCUGUAACAUUUUAUAAUUUGGAAGAUUUGAAAUACUGCGUUUGUCUAGACAUCUUGGAUUUCCUCUUCAAACUUUUGGAUAAAGAUGGUUCGCAUGAGUGUUUUGGCAGAUUGCUUAAAAUCCAUUGUAAAUGCUGAAAAGAGAGGCAGACGGCAGGUUCUGAUCCGUCCAUCGUCUCGUGUCAUCGUAAAAUUCCUUCAGUGUAUGCAGAAGCAUGGAUAUAUUGGGAGCUUUGAUAUAAUUGACGAUCAUCGCAGCGGAAAGAUUGUAAUUGAGCUCUUGGGUAGGAUAAACAAAUGUGCUGUAGUAUCUCCACGUUAUGAUUUAUCGCUAGAGGAUAUCGAACAGUGGUCCUCUAAUAUACUCCCAAGCAGACAGUUUGGUCACUUAGUUUUAACAACGGCAUACGGUAUCAUGGACCACGAAGAGGCCCGUCGCAAGCACACUGGUGGCAAGAUACUAGGAUUCUUUUUUUAAGACUUUCUAACGU
Molecule: messenger RNA, 521 nt
Organism: Theileria equi strain WA
Lineage: Eukaryota; Apicomplexa; Aconoidasida; Piroplasmida; Theileriidae
Product: 40S ribosomal protein S8, putative
Exons: 3
Coding region: 116-508 (130 amino acids)
Biological process (GO): translation
Cellular component (GO): ribosome; cytosolic small ribosomal subunit
Molecular function (GO): structural constituent of ribosome
Source: RefSeq, a predicted model, not a curated record